Protopterus annectens (West African lungfish) is the source of this 2017-nucleotide messenger RNA. RefSeq names its product copine family member 9 (gene CPNE9). The record is from RefSeq and is a predicted model, not a curated record. Gene Ontology annotation, cellular component: plasma membrane. The transcript has 15 exons. Gene Ontology annotation, biological process: cellular response to calcium ion. Bases 1 to 1374 code for a protein of 457 amino acids. Lineage: Eukaryota; Metazoa; Chordata; Ceratodontiformes; Protopteridae. Gene Ontology annotation, molecular function: calcium-dependent phospholipid binding.
AUGGAAAACAUUGAUUUGGAUGAGGGUGAAGAGUCUUCCCAGUUCCACUCAGAAGAAAUCACUUAUAGUGAGAUCCUUGAAUUGAUGAAACAGGGAAUUCCAGGAAAGAAAUGUGGGACCAUUAUAUUCUUCGCAGAGGAACUCAGCAACUGCCGGGAUAUAGUAACAAUGCAACUCUGUGCCAAUAAAUUAGACAAGAAAGACUUCUUUGGGAAAUCUGAUCCCUUCCUUGUGUUUUACCGAAGCAAUGAAGAUGGCACGUUUACUAUUUGUCAUAAAACUGAGGUUGUGAAGAACACACUAAAUCCUGUCUGGCAGCCAUUUACCAUCCCUGUACGAGCACUAUGUAAUGGCGAUUUUGACAGGACUGUUAAAGUGGAUGUGUUUGACUGGGAGCGAGAUGGCAACCAUGAUUUUAUUGGUGAAUUUACCACAAGUUAUCGAGAGUUAUCUCGAGGACAGAACCAAUUUAAUGUAUAUGAGGUCAUAAAUCCGAAGAAGAAAGGAAAGAAGAAAAAAUACAUCAACUCUGGAACUGUUACACUCCUGUCUUUCACAGUAGAUUCAGAAUACACGUUUGUAGAUUAUAUAAAAGGAGGGACACAACUCAACUUCACAGUAGCCAUCGAUUUCACAGCAUCAAAUGGUAAUCCUUCACAGCCCACCUCCUUGCAUUACAUGAACCCGUACCAAAUGAAUGCUUAUGCAAUGGCACUGAAGGCAGUUGGGGAGAUAAUCCAAGACUAUGAUAGUGACAAACUUUUCCCAGCAUAUGGAUUUGGGGCAAAGAUUCCACCAGAAGGGAAGAUUUCCCAUGAGUUUCCACUGAAUUCUGACUUUUCAAAUCCUAACUGUGUGGGUAUUGAAGGAGUCCUAGAAUCAUACUACCACACUUUAAGGACUGUCCAGCUCUAUGGACCAACCAACUUUUCUCCGGUCAUCACAAAGACAGCAAGGUUAGCUGCUGAAGUGACAGAUGGCUCUCAAUAUUUCGUUUUGUUAAUAAUCACAGAUGGCGUAAUCUCAGACAUGGCCCAGACCAAAGAAGCUGUUGUGAAUGCAGCCUCACUUCCAAUGUCAAUCAUUAUUGUGGGAGUAGGGCCUGCAGAGUUUGAUGCCAUGGAGGAACUAGAUGGAGAUGAAGUGCGACUGUCUUCAAGAGGGCGCUAUGCAGAGAGAGACAUUGUACAGUUUGUGCCAUUCAGAGACUAUGUGGAUCGUGCUGGAAACCAAAUCCUGAGCAUGGCACGCCUCGCCAAAGAUGUCCUGGCAGAGAUCCCAGAUCAGCUGUUGUCAUACAUGAAAGCACGAGACAUCAAGCCUCGCCCACCAGUUACAUCCACACCACAGCAUUCUUUGAAUUCACAGAUCUGACAAUCAUUCUGCUGCUGUUUCUGCUGCAUUGAUUCAUUGAGCUUCCAGCCCCAUGUGCUUGGUGUGGGACAAAAAGAUCUGAAACCCAUUUUGAAAAGCUGCCAUUGGCUGUCUAUAUUGCACCCAUUUUCAUUUCUGCAUAACAAGCUAUUUACAAAAAUUACAAACUCUGUGAACUAUGCUAAUUUAUAAGAAUGAACAGUAGCACAAAUAACUGAGAAGGAAUUAACCACCAUUUUCCUAAGACCUUUUAGUACUGCUACUGUAAUGAAUGAAUAUAACACAGUCCCAUAAAAUGAAGAGCACUGUAUCAAUAUACUAAAUGGGAAAAUCUGUUUAAAGUGAGACACUGCCUUUUUCCACUUCCUCCUCCUAUAACAGAAAUUGGCAGAAGAAAAGCUCUUGUGUGGAAAAAGAAGCAUUCUGCAUAACAGGAAGAACAUUUAAUAGCUAUGUUCUACUGAUUGUUACCGAACUGUAAUUCAAAGCACAGUAGUGGGUGUGUAAUUAAAAAUAGUGCAUGAGCUAGGCCUGUUAUUUAUCACUCUUUAUAAAUAUUAAGCAUCACAUCUGGAACAAGUUCUGCAUUAAGGAGUUUUGUCCAUCAUUAAGAAUGUAAAACAUAAACAGGGGCUUCACGUUA